Lactuca sativa (garden lettuce) is the source of this 1501-nucleotide messenger RNA. The record is from RefSeq and is a predicted model, not a curated record. NCBI's taxonomy places the organism in Eukaryota, Viridiplantae, Streptophyta, Magnoliopsida, Asterales, Asteraceae.
AGUUCCUAAUUACAUCUAUUGAAUGGCGGAGAGUUUCUGAGAAUCGAUUAACGAUCUCAUCAUCUGCCUUCUGCCCUAGCACUCACCGGAAAAUCGUAUUCUGAUCUUGCAAGAUCCACCUACCUCCGCCUAUCACCACCGCGAUCUCGCCUCCAAAGUUUCUUCGACUUCCGCUUCUCCUAUAUAUCUCUUCCUCAAAUCCCCUUGAGGCCGAUAGUUCAUUGGUCUGUGGAUUGAGCUCUAGAGUUAUAUCAGGUUCUUGUGCUAGAGUAUGAAGAAAUUGUUAAUCGCCAGUGUACUUUUGUACUGCAUAGUAGCCUAUCGCUUCAGAUUUGAAGUUUAAUAAUUUUGUUCCUUUUGGCUAUAACACAUUACUCCCUAUCUCAGGUGACAAUAUUGUCUCCAAAAGAGAGAUAUGAAGACAAUUGCAGCAGUUUUUGUAGCAGUCUUGCUUGUGGUAUCUGAACUGCCACUCGGGCUUACCUUCUCACCUACAUCCCCUGCAUUUUUGUGGUCAAACAUCAAAGAAGAAUCUCCUACAAGCAAAGUAAAGGAAGGUGUGAGUUACCAAACCCUUUCUCCAAAGGACUUGGCCAAAUCUGUCAUGUCAGAAGGUGGCUGGUCAAACUUACUGUGCUCUAGUCCAAAACCUGAACAAUCCAUUGAUCUUGCAAUUGUUUUCGUUGGAAAAGAGCCUCUCGAUAUUUCUGGACGUAAACAAGAAGACAAACCACUUUUUAACUUGCUCAGGGCUUCCUUCAUGAGCUCGACAUUUUCCUUAGCAUACCCUUACAUAUCUGCAUCUGAAGAGGAUGAAGCUGUGCAAGAUAAAUUAGUUUCUGAGUUUUCAGAAACAUGUGGAAAUGAUGCAGGAUUAAACAUUGAGAAACUCUCUGACAUCAACUCUGUCCAUAAAUAUGUAGCUUCAAGUAUGGAAAAGAAACCUGAGGGGCAGACACCAGUGGUUGUCUUUACCAAUGAAGGAGAUGACUCUGAAGGGGAAGUUUUGUCAAAGCUGAUGAGUUCAGUGGAGGAGACAGGAGCAAAAUACUCAGUCUUAUAUGUGUCUGACCCUGUGAAUGUCCUGCGUUACCCUUCAUAUCGCCAGGUGGACAGGUUUCUUGCUGAGUCAUCUGGAAAUGCAUCAUCAAACAAUUCCUCAACUUGUGAUGGAGUUUGUCAAAUUAAAUCAUCAUUGUUGGAGGGACUUUUUGUGGGGCUUGUGUUACUGAUAAUUUUGAUUUCGGGUCUUUGCUGUAUGGCGGGUAUCGACACCCCAACAAGAUUUGAAGCUCCUCAAGAUUAAAGUUAAAAUAUCCAACUAUUGUGGUGUUUGCCACUUGUCAUUUUAUUAUUAGUUUGGUCUUUUGAAUGAUUUUGAGGUUUAUUUAUUGUCAAUAAUGGUUUGGUUUGCCUUGUACUGUAUUUCUUCAAACACUUUUUUGUAAUGCCAUAAAACCAACAUAUAUGAAAAUUCACUCAAAAACAUACCAAAGUCAAA